Messenger RNA from Pseudozyma hubeiensis SY62, 3630 nucleotides. RefSeq lists its product as hypothetical. Gene Ontology annotation, biological process: potassium ion import across plasma membrane; intracellular potassium ion homeostasis. The transcript has a single exon. Gene Ontology annotation, cellular component: plasma membrane. The record is from RefSeq and is a predicted model, not a curated record. Gene Ontology annotation, molecular function: high-affinity potassium ion transmembrane transporter activity. Bases 1 to 3630 code for a protein of 1209 amino acids. NCBI's taxonomy places the organism in Eukaryota, Fungi, Basidiomycota, Ustilaginomycetes, Ustilaginales, Ustilaginaceae.
AUGCUGGACAACUUCCUCACUUCGAGCUCGCAGGCGACAGCACCCCGCACCAGGCUCCGCUCCGUCGGACGAUGGUGCGGCAAGCAUCUCAACUUUUACCGAGUGCACGUUCUCGUCUUCACCUUCACGCCCCUCAUUGCCGCCGCCAUUUUCUACGCUUGCAACGGCGAAAACCACAUCAAGUUCAUCGACUCCCUGUACGUCUGCGUCUCUGCCAUGACUGUCACUGGCUUGGUGACCUUCAACAUCAGCACCGCAAAUGGAGGUCAGCAAGCCAUCCUCUUCAUCCUCAUGUGCUUUGGCAACAUCUCCGCCGUCAGUGUCACCAUGAUCUGGAUCCGUAGAAGCUUUUUCCGUAAGAAGUUCGAUCGCGUCGUUCGACGCAGCGCCAAGGUUCGCAAGCGUAUGCACGACGUCGAGGAAAACGAGCGCAAGGAACGUCGACACAACAUCGCUAAGAUCCAGCGCAUGGUAGGUCUCAAAUCCUCCGACAGUGCUACCACGGUCAGCGACACUGAAGAUCAAGAUCGCACCGACAGCAGCUCCAGCGGUCAUAUUGAAAUGCGUCGCAUCGAAAAGAACAGACAACAGAAGAGCAAGGGCAAGCGCAAACCACUGCGAGCAGACAUGAUCCGUCGAAUCGAUGGGCCUGCCUUCCUCAUCAAUUCGGCCGGUGACCCGUCAAACACUAUUCCCGAUCCCGCUGCAGCCGAAGCCUCUAAUCAGCCAACAGGCGCAGCACUCACAGAGGAGCCGGAGCCGCUAAGCUCGCCCAUCUUUGCACCUGCGCAGCCCGGAGUCAGCAUCCUCAAUUCCGAGCACGACCGACGCCCAUCAGUCUUCUCUGACGAUCCCAACCACCAGACCAGCAUCCGCAUCUCGGCCCCCAACGACACAGUGCCAUCUACCAACACCAAAGAAGAUCAGGUCGAUCCGAACCCAGCCCAGCCGCCUCGUAAGAGAUUCUCAAUUCCGCGCUUCGACCACCGUCACGACCCAGACGCUGAUUCGGAUGAGGAGGCUGUAGCAGACCAAGAAGAGGAGGAGCUUGAACAUGCACCGCAUUCGCCUCCUCUGCGCGCAAGGUUCCCGGAUCACGCGUCGCCUGGGCGGAGCAGACGAGUCUCGGACCCGCCUCAGUCGCAUUUUAGACGUGGCUCCGAUACGGGUCUGUUGCACACCUACAAAACCCACGAGAAGCCCGACAUGUUCCCGCGUGCCCAGACCGUCGAGUUUGCAGUCCCCAGUGACUAUCGUUCCGCCGCCGACUCACAACAGCAACCGACACAGGGCUACACCACCGGCAACGCCAUCAAUCCUGGCGGCGGCUUGCGUCAGCGCAACACGACCUUCAAUCGCACCGUCACAGGACGCUCCUACGUCUCUGGACGCCUCAGCAAUGGCAGAACCGGCGUCCCGCUCGCACGCACACAGACUUCUUCCAAGCAACGUGGCUUUGGUGGGUUCCCUACACCGUUAGAGCUUGCCGGCAUGGCCAUCAAGAAGGCUGCACCCGGCGUGCAGGAGCGCUUCCAGAGAACAAUGACCAUGCCUCGCACCUCGACCUUUACAUCCGUGCGUUCUGGCGGAGGUCUCACCGAGACGGCCACCAAACCAGCGCCUUACCUCUCCUUCGAUGCCACCGUCACCGGCAACUCGCGCUUCCAUUCGCUCACCGAAGCUCAGCGUGAUGAACUUGGCGGCGUCGAAUACCGUGCGCUCGACUUGCUGGCAAAGCUCGUGCCCGCCUAUUGGCUCAUUGUCAACCUCGGCAUGGUGACGCUCGUGGCCCCUUACAUCAGCAGCAGCGCCUUCCGAAAGUACCGUCCUCCUUUCGAGUCUCAGGGUGAGAACAAGCCAGACUACACCUGGUUCUGGUUCUUCCAAGUGAUUUCGGCCUACUCGAACACGGGCAUGUCGCUCGUCGAUACGAGCAUGACACAGAUGCAAGACGCCUACUUCCUGCUCAUCCCCAUGGGCUUCCUGAUCUUGGCAGGCAACACCGGUUUCCCCAUCUUCCUACGUUUCUUCAUCUGGCUCAUCUCAUUGUGCGUGCCCUCCACUUCGAGGGCGUACGAGACGUUGCGGUUCUUGCUCGACCAUCCUCGUCGAUGCUUUGUCUACCUCUUUCCCUCGAGUCAGACCUGGUUCCUGCUGUGCGUCCUGGUCCUCUUCAACUCGAUCGAUUGGCUCGCGUUUUUGAUCCUCGACAUCGGCAACCCCGUCAUUGAGUCGAUCACGCUCAGCAUCCGAGUCUUUGAUGGCCUGUUCCAGUCGAUAGCGGUGCGUGCCGCUGGUUUCACGGUGGUGAGCCUGUUGGCGCUGGCUCCUGCGGUGCAGUUCCUGUACGUCGUUAUGAUGUACCUCUCCGCAUUCCCGCUUGCGCUCUCGGUGCGCAGCACCAACGUGUACGAGGAAAAGUCGCUAGGUGUGUACGUCGACGAACAUGCGGAACCAGGCGCGGUGCCUCACGAAUCGAACAAUCCAAAAGUGUGGGGCACGUUCCUCGCAUCGCACGCACGUCGACAGCUGGCCUUCGAUAUCUGGUGGCUAGGGUUUGCGCUGUGGCUCAUCUGCAUCAUUGAACGAAACGACAUUCAGGACCCCAGCUCCAACGGAUGGUUCACGAUCUUCAGCUGUCUGUUCGAACUCACUUCGGCGUACGGCACGGUCGGAUUGAGCUUGGGCACGCCUUUCGACAAUUUCAGCUUGUCGGGACGCUUCCACACGCUCUCCAAGCUGGUCGUUUGCGCGGUCAUGAUUCGAGGAAGACACCGAGGAUUACCGGUCGCGAUCGAUCGUGCCAUCUUGCUGCCGACCGAGUUGGAACAGGAGGAUAUGAUGGACGACGACCUGUCACAGUACGACGAAACGUGGGACCGCGACAGCACGUUUGUCACUGACCCUACGGCACCUACGCCCGGAGCGCCACGUGCGUCGAUGAAUGUACCAACGACCAAUCGGCAGCGCAGCGAUAGCAACGAGGGCAGCGCAGCAGGCGAAAGCAACAGCGGCAUGUCGAGCGUCAAACGUACGCAAUCCGGAGUGUCGUUCGCCAUCAACCCUCUUGCGGCGAAGGCGAGACGAAGCAGCGUGCCGCCUACGGCGAUGGAGCCGCUCUCGCCGAAGCAACAAGCAGAGGUGGCAGCACAAGAACCACGAAGGAGUUUCACGCUUACGCUGCCUCCGAGCAGUCUUCCGAUGCAUCAUGCGUCGCCCCACCAUCACGGCGGACUGGGAGGUAUGCCGCCGAGCAGCAGCAGCAACAACAACAACACCAGUGUCGCUGGAGGUAUCAUGGGAGGACCCAUGGUGGUUUCCUCACCGGGACAGUUGACUGCGAUCGACGAGAUGCCGAGCGGACUAGGUGCGACGCCGAUCAGCGAGAGUCGGUCCGAGUCUCCUGCCGUAGCAGCGGGUGUCAGUGGGCGGGAGGAGCGAACGCAGGCUUCGCCACCGAGCUUCCAUACGAACGCCGAGAGCAGCAGCAGCAGCAGCAGCGACGGGAGCCUGAAGGGGAAAGAAAAGGCAACGUCGGCGGUGGACGAGAAACGCGAAAGACAAGUAGCCGAAAAGGCAGGUUGCUCUACGCCCAACGGUCGACAUGAUCCUGUGAGUGGUGGAGAUUGA